Molecule: messenger RNA, 1100 nt
Organism: Drosophila takahashii
Lineage: Eukaryota; Metazoa; Arthropoda; Insecta; Diptera; Drosophilidae
Product: beta-lactamase-like protein 2 homolog
Cellular component (GO): mitochondrial matrix
Molecular function (GO): single-stranded RNA binding; RNA endonuclease activity
Source: RefSeq, a predicted model, not a curated record
CAAAGUUCAUAUUAAUUGCAAACUAAGGAUCAUUAAAUAAUAAAAAUAAAAACACUUAAUAUUAUCCUCCUCAAGUUUAUAGCUUUAUUGCUUAACUUACAUUUGGUAAACAGAGACAUGGCCCUCAUUCCGGCUGUUACCCGACUCACCUCUUCCGUCAUCCGGAUUCUGGGCUGCAAUCCCAGUCCCAUGACGCUCCAGGGCACCAACACCUACCUGCUGGGCAGCGGCAGGCGGAGAAUCCUGGUCGACACCGGCGACGAGGACGUGCCGCAAUACAUUGAGCAUUUGGGAGACGUGCUGCAGCAGGAAAAGGCCUCCAUCGACACUAUUUUGCUGACCCACUGGCACCACGACCAUGUUGGCGGCGUCAAGAGCAUUGUGGGCACCAAGCUGGCCGACAAGGAUUGCCGCGUGUUCAAGUUCGGCCGCACGGAUGCCCAGGACGUGUGUCCCGAGAUCCCGGCGCACAUCAAACUCCAUCCGCUGGCCCACAACCAGGAGUUCGCCACCGAGGGAGCGAGUGUGCGGGUGGUGCACACGCCGGGACACACCACCGACCAUGUGGUGCUAACCAUGAGCGAGGGCACGCUCUUCAGCGGCGACUGCAUCCUGGGCGAGGGCACCGCCGUCUUCGAGGAUUUGUUCGAGUACAUGAAGAGUCUGGACAAGAUACUGGCCAUCAAGCCGCAGCGCAUCUUUCCGGGACACGGCAAUGUCAUCGAGGAGCCGAUUGGCAAGAUUGAGUACUACAUAAGCCAUCGCAAUCAGCGCGAGCAGCAAAUCCUGCAGUUCUUCGUCCAGCGACCUAGUGAUAGGUGGCAGGCGAUGGACGUGGUGCGCGAGGUGUACAAGGAGACGCCGGAAAACCUCUGGCCCGCCGCCGCCUACAAUGUGAAUCACCACCUCAGCAAGUUGGCGAAGGAAGGGAAGCUGCGGAUGUCCAAGUCGGAGGAUGAAGAGUUCUAUGUCUACCAGCCAACCAGUGCGCUCUAGUUUGGGUGACUUUCAGAAUUAAUUUUUUAUGAGCUCAUUUAUGUAAAUAACUAUCUCUGUUUGUUGAAAAAUGUUUAUUACAAAAAUAAUAAUGUUUUAAAUAA